Haliotis rubra (blacklip abalone) is the source of this 2265-nucleotide messenger RNA. RefSeq names its product protein scribble homolog. The coding region runs from base 52 to 1428 and encodes 458 amino acids. Gene Ontology annotation, molecular function: protein binding. Lineage: Eukaryota; Metazoa; Mollusca; Gastropoda; Lepetellida; Haliotidae. The transcript has 7 exons. The record is from RefSeq and is a predicted model, not a curated record.
GCUGUCAGUGAAAGAUUUGGACAAACAAACCAUCGAUUGAAGGUGUUAGACAUGAGUGGUAAUUUCAUGACAUCUUUACCCCACUCGAUAGGAGAGUUGACUCAGUUAGAGACUUUGCAUCUUGGCAGUGUUAUUGAUGAACUGGAAUGUCGGAACUUUCAGAAUGGUAACUGGAUAGCACAACUGCCAAACGCUUUUUGUCAGAUGGUGAAUCUCAAGGAUCUACAUCUUGAUGAGAAUCAAAUGCAAGAACUACCUGAAGACUUUGGAAACUUGGUUAAUUUGGAGUUCCUUGAUCUUGGUCAGAACAUGCUCCAUGAGUUGCCCCACUCAUUUUGUAACCUGCAUUCCCUGAAGAUCUGCCUCCUGUCCAAGAACCACCUUCAGCUACUUCCUCCCAACUUCGGACAGCUCACGUCACUGAUGGAUCUCAGGAUGGACAACAACCUGAUCGCUGAGUUGCCAGAAUCAUUUGAGAAACUUGUGCAGCUGAAGACACUUGAUCUCUUCAACAACUUGUUAACUCAAGUACCGUCCUGUCUCCAACACUUCCACCAGCUUGUCAGACUGGACAUUGAUGAGAACAAGCUUGGUGUGCCCCGUCAUGAGGUUCCGAUUUUGGUGCGACAGUCCAAGUACCCUCUGAGGGAUCCCUCGCUGAAAGACAACUGGAGGGGCAGGCCUCGCCAGGACUUAACUGGCCUUGAAACCUUCAUUAUCCGGGUGCCUGAUGGCGGUCCUCCUACUGGGGAGGAGGAACAUCGUGACGAGGACUCAGAGAAGUACAGUGAACAGCAACUGGAACUAGCUGCACGGAGAAACAUGUCCAUCUGGAGAUCUCAUAAUGGGCCCACGCAGAGGGAAAAGUUUGUCAGGGGAGAGAGAUCUUUCCAGAAUUGGCUUGCACGGAAUAAGACAUUUUCAAAUGAACCAAGUGAUGCAGCUGAGAGUGAAGGUGCUGGGAGCAGCAAGAGGGAUGAUGAUGAUGGUGAUGAUGAUGAUGAUGGUGGUGGUGGUGAUGAUGAUGAUGAUGAUGAGGAGGAGGAGGAGGAAGAAGAAGAAUAUGAUGACGAUGACUGUUUACAUGUCUACUCCAAACAAGACUGGGGGUCGGCCAAUGGGAGCGAGGAAAACGACUGGGAUCUCCCCUCACAACCAACCUCCGAUACUCAGACAGUACCAGGUACGGAGGACGAGACAAGUGGAGAAAGUGAGAACUGGGAUGAAGAAAUAGAGGAUCAAUUCUCCAGCAACACAGAUGCUGCACCUGUGUAUCAACACCCGACGUGGGCAGAAGCUCACCAGCCCACCAAGGACCUUCAAACGCUCUUGUUUGCGUUCGAUCUCCACGUACCAUCGAUCCCUCGCAACAUGGCAACUCUCACCUUCCCAGAAGAACCAGGACAGUAUGAUGAUGCAGAUGAAUGAACCGUAAACUGCUCAAACCGUAAACUGACUACAGCUUGUCACCCAAGAUGAUGUUAUCUCUCCAAAAAUUGUGUAUUGUAUGGAGAACAAACGUUAUGUUGAUUGGGACCAUCAACCUUGUGAUCCUCUGAAGGUCGUGACCUUCACAUUGAUAAUAUAAUGUGAUAAUAUGCUAAACAAAUGCACCAAAGAGAGCUUGGUCGUCGGUACUUCACAGCACUCCAGCUAUUGUAUAGUGUCAGGACAACCAAUGGCGUUUUGUUGAUUGGGUCCAGUUGAUAUUCUGAAGGUCAUGACCUUCACAUUGGCUGUUUGUGAUAAUUUGUUCAGCAAAGUCACCAUUUUGAUCUCUACGAUUUGAGAGUGAAUGCUUCAACCAAUGAGCUCUCAGAUUACAUCUAACAGUGAUAUUUCUUGUGCAACAGCCUUGUGGCCCCCUACUUUAGUUCCUCAUAAUGUAAACUUCAAUUUAAUCUGACAAUUUUGAGUAACUGAAAACUGAUCAGUGGUCAAGGUGACCUUGUGUGUGUAAUUUUUCAAGGGGUCAAUUUCUGUAACUUAGUUGAGGAAUUCAAAUAGAGCAUUUCAGAACAGUUUUGAAACAUUUUAUGUAUAAGAGACAAAUAGUUGUGUACAUUGUGAUUCUAUUUGGGAAUCCAUCAAGGAAUGCAGAUCAUGGCAUCAGUACAAAGUAUUAUACACUUCAGUAACCUAGUAUGUUAACAUCGGGUUUGUGGUUGAAUUAUGUAUCCACUUUAUGUAUCCGACUGCUGAAUCAGAAGUCUGGUGUUUGCAUAUGUCGAGAGGUCACCAACUGCUGAAUCAGAAGUCCGGUGU